AUGCACCGUCUAAUCCUCGACCACAUUGCCCUCCAGUUAUCUGAACCCCCCAGUGAAAAUACAGCACUUUUUUACGAAGUCCUCUUAAAAAUAAUCGGUGGAAUGGGUUGCAAAUUAAGCACUGGUGUUAAGAAUUAUGAUCCCCUUGCCAAAAAGCUUCCAAAUACUAGCGAACUGGAUGACUCUUUGGGCCGGCGAACCAAAAGACCUCGUAAAAGUGGAGUUCCAAAUACAGAUACUUCAAUCCUAGCAAUGCCUUACGCCAUUGAGGAAUAUAGUCUUGAGUAUAUCUAUAGGGAUCUUUUGAAGGAGACAUUGGUGUCGCUCUGCCGUAUUGGUAUUCCAAAUCGAAAUUUGCAGAGUAUUAUUGGAGAAUCAGCAAUUCAGGUUGAAGAUCUCUCCAAUGAAUUUGGAUUAAAAACGGUUGCACUUCUGAGAGAAGCAAGAUAUCAAAUCUCCCAGGUGCCGGUUGUUCUCGAGCAUUCUGCGCCGUGUAUUGUCAAAACACUCGAUGCUGUUAGCAGAAUCUUUCAGGUGGAGAAGGCUACUGUUCUGAAGGCAGGUUUUAUACUUUGUAGUCUUCUCCUCUUCCCUUUCUGA
Messenger RNA from Rodentolepis nana, 600 nucleotides. The record is from the annotation of a GenBank genome assembly. Lineage: Eukaryota; Metazoa; Platyhelminthes; Cestoda; Cyclophyllidea; Hymenolepididae.